Molecule: messenger RNA, 13545 nt
Organism: Camarhynchus parvulus
Lineage: Eukaryota; Metazoa; Chordata; Aves; Passeriformes; Thraupidae
Gene: ERCC6L2
Product: ERCC excision repair 6 like 2
Exons: 18
Coding region: 239-3697 (1152 amino acids)
Molecular function (GO): ATP-dependent chromatin remodeler activity; ATP binding
Source: RefSeq, a predicted model, not a curated record
CGUGCGGCCGCAGGCACGGGGUCGAUUCUCCGCGUCUGCGGCGCUCCGGGGCUGGCCGCGGUGCGGGCAGCGGGGACAGCCACGGCGCCUGAGGCGCCCCGGGCGCUCCUUCGGCGCCCGCACCGCCGUGACCCGCCCGGCGGAGGGGCGGCGGUGGGUCUCCAGCGCCCCGGUUCCCCUCCGCCCCCGGUGCCUCCGCCCGCGGGCCCUGUCGGGCUGUGCACGGCCAAAAGUUAGAAUGUGUGGUGAUGGUGUCCCAGAUCAUUGGCGUAUUGGGGAGAAAUGCCUUGCCCCUUGUUUUGAAAAUGGAAAACUUCAUGAAGGAACAAUAACUUCUCUUGAAAAGGACAAGAAUGGAAAAUCAUUUGCUGUUGUAUCAUUCUUGGAGUCUGAAGAAAGGAAAAUACUAAUAACAAAACUUUGUAAAGUCAAAGACAGUAGAGGACCCUGGAAAAGCUUAAUAUUUGAUGAAGGUGAUCUGGAAAAGCCAUAUUUUCCUGACCAAAAUCUUCCAUCUCCUGGAGUUGCUUUUAAAUUAUCUGACAAUGGCGAUUUUAUCCCGUAUACAAUUAACAGAUACCUGCGUGAUUAUCAAAGGGAAGGAGCCCAGUUUCUGUAUAGACAUUAUGCUAAUAAAAGAGGGUGUAUUCUUGGAGAUGAUAUGGGCCUUGGAAAGACAAUACAGGUCAUUUCAUUUUUGGCUGCAGUGCUGCACAAAAAGGGAACACGCGAGGAUAUUGAAAAUAAUAUGCCGGAGUUUUUACUGCGGACAAUGAAAAAGGGCUCAGAUUGUAACCUCAAGAAGACUUUCCUCAUAGUGGCCCCUCUUUCAGUGCUGUACAACUGGAAGGAUGAGUUAGACACAUGGGGAUACUUUAAAGUCUCUGUCUUACAUGGCAGUAAAAAAGAUGAUGACAUGAGUCGCAUCAAGCAAGGGAAAUUUGAAGUUGCUCUUACAACAUAUGAGAUACUUCGCCUGUAUUUGGAUGAAUUUAACCGUAUAGAGUGGUCUGCUGUGAUAGUGGAUGAAGCACACAGAAUCAAGAAUCCAAAGGCUCAAAUAACUCAAACCAUGAAGUCAUUAAAAUGCCGUGUUCGCAUAGGUCUUACUGGAACCAUUCUUCAAAACAAUAUGAAGGAGCUGUGGUGUGUUAUGGACUGGGCUGUACCAGGACUUUUAGGCAGCAGAGUACAUUUCAAGAAGAAAUUUUCUGAUCCAGUGGAGCAUGGCCAGAGGCACACUGCAACUAAAAGAGAGCUAGCAACAGGUCGUAAGGCCAUGGUGAAGCUAGCAAGAAUAAUGUCUGGCUGGUUUCUGAGACGUACCAAAGCACUUAUCAGUGAUCAGUUGCCAAAAAAGGAAGACAGAAUGGUGUUUUGUUCCCUCACUGAAUUCCAGAGGGCUGUGUAUCAGGCUGUGCUAGAGACAGAUGAUGUAACCUUGGUGUUAAGAGCAGGAGAGCCCUGUAACUGCAACAGUGGGCGUAAGAGGAAGAACUGUUGUUACAAAGUAAAUGCACAUGGUGAAACGAUUAAGUCAUUGCGCUUCAGUUACCUAAUGAUCCUACAGAAGGUUGCAAAUCAUGCUGCACUGCUGCAGACAGACAACACUAGCAAACUGCAGGAAGCGCAUAUCAAACGAGUUUGCAGCCAGGUAUUUUCCAGUUUUCCAGAUUUUAUGCAGUUAAGCAGAGAUGCAGCCUUUGAAACUAUUUCAGAUCCAAAAUAUAGUGGAAAAAUGAAGGUCCUUCAGCAGCUUUUAAAUCACUUCCGAAAAAAUAAGGAUAAAGUUCUUCUUUUCUCCUUUUCCACGAAGUUGCUAGAUGUGCUAGAACAGUACUGCAUGGCAUCUGGGCUAGAUUACCGAAGACUUGAUGGAAAUACAAAAUCAGAAGAUAGGGUCAGAAUUGUGAGAGAGUUCAACAGCCUUCAGGAAAUUAACUUAUGUCUUGUAUCUACAAUGGCUGGUGGACUGGGUCUUAAUUUUGUUGGUGCCAAUGUUGUUAUACUGUUUGAUCCUACAUGGAAUCCAGCAAAUGAUCUUCAAGCGAUUGACAGAGCUUAUAGAAUUGGCCAACACAGAGCUGUUAAAGUGUUUAGAUUGAUAUCCUUGGGAACUGUGGAAGAGAUGAUGUACUUGCGACAAGUUUAUAAGCAGCAACUUCACUGUGCAGUGAUUGGAACUGAAAAUGCCAGGCGGUAUUUCGAGGCAGUGCAAGGAUCAAAAGAACAUCAAGGAGAGCUUUUUGGGAUUCAUAACCUUUUCAAACUUAGGACUCAUGGGUCCUGUCUUACCAAAGACAUACUGGAGAGGGAAGGACGGGUAGAAGCAGGAGUAAUGACAGCAACUACAUGGCUGAAGGAAGAGAAUCGUUCAUGCAGCUCAGGAAAGUAUGAACAACCAGACUGUCAAGAAGAUGGAGAUCCCCAAAGCAUUCAGGCACAAUUAAAAAGAGAAGAAACUGAUUUUUGGGAUGAUUUGAGUGAUGAUGAUAUUCUGGAGAGUUCUGUGAAAAAAUCUGACAGAAGGAAACCAUGCAAUGAAAAUGUAACAAAAGGACAGCUUUCCUUAAUGCAGUGUGGAUUCUCUAAGUUGUUGCAGAGAGAAAUUGAGACUACCAAAGAAGGGGAUCACAAUUAUUACUCUAAUCAUUCAAGUUCUGAUGAUCACACUACAAGAAAAAAUGUAAAUAGCAAGCAUGGUGAUUUUCAGAAAUGCCAAACCAGUGUGCCUUUUUUGGAGCAUGGGAAAGCUGUUCUGUCUCCAAAUGGAAGUGAUAAACAAAGUAGGCAUAGUACAGAGUGGCUUGGUUUAUCAGGCUCUGAGGAGGAAGGUGACAUAAAAAAUGAGAAUCAAAGCAUUUUAAAGCAAUGUGACAUAGUCAUGGAAACUGAAACUAGUUCUGAAGCAGAUGAUGAUGUCAUCUUUCCUACCCAAGUUCAAGUAUCCCAGCAACCAGUGCUUACUAAAGAAGUUGAAAUACAUAGGUCAACAUCUGAAAAUUGUGAAGAGUUAGCAAAAGAAAAAGCUGGCUUUGUAUUUAAGGGAAACAGUAGACAAUUUGGAUUCCACAGUACUGAGUCAAAUUUCGCCAUGUCUUUUGAAGAUGUCAGGAGUGACAUAGAUUUGAAAGGAACGAGCGACGUAAGUGAUGAGUCUGAUGAUAUUGAACUUCCCCAUAAUUCUGAAUCAAGAAAGCCAAGAACUCUGAGUUUUCCCAAGUGGAAAAAAUCUCUACCACAAGCAAAGAAGCCCUACAGAAAAGGAAAGGAGAGUGAUUCUCAGAAUAUAGAUGAAUUCUCAUCCUCUGAAGAUAACUUUCCAGUUGAGAAAAUUCAUGCCAGGAAGAAAAGCUAUAGGAGUAAACAGAGUAGCAGAAUUCAGUUUGGGUCUAAAAUGCCAUGUCCUAUUCAAGACACAUCUGUUGCACAAAUGAAGUCAAGCAAUUAUGCUAUGCAUAGCACUUACACAAGUAAAACUGUAUUUGAGUAUCAAGAGAAAAGAAUGGAAUCAAUGGACAAAUAUUUAGAUGGUGUUCAAGAAGUGGCAUAUAUUCAUUCAAAUCAGAAUGUGGUUGGAUCCAGCAAGGCUGAAAAUCACUUGAGCCGAUGGGCGGUGAAGCACGACGUAUUUGAGUUGAAGCAGUUUUCCCAGCUCCCUGCUAAUGUAGCUGUCUGUAGUGCCAAGGUUCCAUAACAGUCCUGGAUUCAAGACUGCAGAGCCUUAUACACGUCUUUCCCCAGAGCUGACAGGGAGCGAGUGUAGUCAUAUUGUCUAUAUAAGGUUUUUAAAGGAAUUUUGCCAACUGACUAGUUUAGCUAGAAUGUUCACAUUUAUAGUACUGAGUGCUUGUUUGGUCUAUAUUUCUAUAAGUACUGUGUGACUCUGAAAAACACAGUUUGGUAGCGGCAACCAGAAAUAAAGUAUGCCAUCAAGAAACAUAAACAAGAUAUCAUGAUACCUCUCUCACAACUUAGCAGCUGUGAAAGGUGACAUAAAAUCCAGAAGUAAUAAAUGUAACAGUGUAAACUAUGCAUUAAUUGUACAAGCAAGAGAAUAAACCAUAAUUUGAUCUAAUAUUACCCAAAAUAGAUCCUGUCCAGCACCUGAAUAAAAGAAAAUCUGUGUAUGACAAUAGUAACAGCAAGCAUAUGUGGAAAGGUGUUUUAUCACAUGAUCCAUUGUGGAAAGCGUUCCUUUUAUCACAGAAGUCCAUGGGAUUGCAUAAAAAUAGAAGAAGAUGCUCUAGGUGUUAGGUGAGUUGAAGCGGCAUUCUCAGUGAAGAAAGACAUUGUCAAGUUGUUACAGAAUGAAUUUUCAUAAAUAGUCAUCUACAGCAGUGGAGAUUAAUUUAUAGUUAAUUUUGCAAGUAUGAUGAGUGAAAACAGUAAGACUGGAGUUUUUUGACAGUUGUGGCAUGAUAUGUCUUAAAUGCAGGAUGUUUAGAAUUAGAAUUAUAAUAAAAAUAUUGUAAUACUAAUAGUUCCUGUAUUGAAUGUAAUUAUCCUUUGUUUGAAGAUUAUCUGUAUACUGACCAUGGCCCACCACUGUCAGUAUAGGAUUGCUGUAGAUUUUGAGAAGAAAAUACAUGAGAUCUAUAGAGUAUGACCCUUAAAGUUCAUCUAGUUCAAACUCCCUGCAAUCAGCAGGGACAUCUUCAACUAGAUCAGGUUGCUUAGAGCCAUAUCCCACCUGACCUUGAAUGUUUCCAUAGAUAGGGCAUCCACUGCCUCUCUGAACAACCAGCUGCAGCAUUUUACAGUCUUCACUGUCAAAAAGCCUUCUUCCUUAUGUCUUGUCUAGAUCAAAACCAGGCCCUGAUGAAAAGUCUUUUUACAUCUUGCUUACAGACCCCUGUUAAGUACUGAAGGGUCAAAGGAAGUUCUCUCCAGAGUCUUGUCCAGGCUGAAUAACUCAAAGUCUCUCAGCCUUUCCUGAUAGGAGAGGUGUUCCAUCCCUCCACUCAUAUUUGUGGCUUUUUUCUGCACUAAGAGCAGAGGGACAGAAUGACCUGCCUUGACCUGUUGCCACACUUCUUUUGAUGAAGCACAGAACAGUAUGAUAAUCUUCCCUCAAAGAGAUGAUGUUUCUGAUAGUGCUGUUUAUGCGGAAGGGACUGAUGUGUCAGUACUUGGAGGUGUUUAGAGCCUCAGUAAUCAAAACAAAGCCAGGGAUUUCUAUUCAGUGCAAAAGUGUGGUAGACAGCUGUUUCUGAAGAAAUUUUGGAGAUAUGGAUUACACUGUAUAAUAGGUUAAUAGUACAUCUCAUCUUCCUUUAUAGUUAUAAACUUUACUUGCAUGUCCCAGAACCUGUGUCACAGGAAGUAGACAGGUGUGUCUCUGUGCAGUUUGAGAUCUCAUGCUACUCAUAAUCUUUGCUAAGAAGUCAUGAGUGUUAAAGCGUGAGUUUCAUUUCUAUUUGUGAUGCCAUGAUGCAGGGAGAAUCACAUGAGGCUAUAGUAAACACCUUGAAGUAGAAAAUGCAUGUCAUUCAUUGUGGCACAUGGCCACUCCAGUAAAGAUUACUGAGAGCUGUUAUAUGACAACAAAACAUACUCUAUGUGCUGCUUCACUGAAGAUUAUUCAUAGGAAGGAUUUUCCAGUCUAUUACAUACAAGGGUGAAGGAGAAAGAUUAUAUUGCAAAUUAAUCUACUGGAAUGAAUAUCUUGGUUUUUUCUGGGAUUAUUUUGUUUGGUUUAGCCUGAUUUGAUGACAUUGAGCACUCUGUGUUCUGCACUUGAGUUAAAAUUCAAGUCUUGUGCUAAUAAACUUAUUAAACAAUGUGUUUUCAUUAAACAAAUUGAAGAUUGCUGUUUAUUAUCACAUCACUAUAUGUUAAGAACAUAGAUGAAAACCAGAAAUAACUAUCUUGUGUAACCACAGAAAGAAUCAUAUGGAAAACAAAAGCUUCUUAAAGCAAAUGUGUGUAAUGAAUUUGUAGAUUGUACAUGGUGGACUUGCAAUGGCAGACUGUAAUUUUCAGAGCAGACCUACAUUUACUUCAGCCUUUCAGAGAGAAAGAAAAGUCUUGAGUAAUUAAUGUGAUACUUUGCUCAGAAGUAUUCUGACAUUAAUUUUGAGGAAAGAAAGGAAGUGUUAACAAACUCCUUAGUUAGGCUUGAGUCAUCUACUAAGUAUUUUUAGAGGUUUUAUUUUCUUGGUGGGCUCCAGGUUCCAAAGCAACCUGAUUUCGGUGCAGAAGCUUAUUACAUAUUUGGGUUUUUGGUAACUUGCACUGAAACUUCUACUUGUAAAACUUUUUCUUAGCUACCAUAAGAAAGAGAAAACUCCCAGAGGCAAGAUUUAAAUAUCUUCUAGUGUUUCUAGCCUAUUCUGAAUUAAAUGACUGCAUUUCCUAAUGAAUUUCCUAAUUAAUUUCUUUGUUAAUUGGCAAAAACAGCUUACAUUAAAUGUUUUGCACAGUAUGGAAGUCUGGGAUAGGCUUUCUCUAGUUCUUAUACAGCUGAAUUUGUGUAGUAUUUCUUUAGUAGGAGUCCAGGGUGUGGAGGGGCGGGGGGGCUGUGUGAGCAUGGGGAAGUCUGGAGAAGGCUUGGAGGUUUCACAAAAAACGGCAGAAGAUGGGAACAGGACAUACUAACUAAUUUGAAAAACUGAUGAUGUUCCAUGUUAGAGCGAGUUUGUACUUAUUAAUAUAUGGAAAGGUAUUAGUCACAAGAACUUGUACUAUACCUGUUGAAUACGUAAAGUCUUUUUUUUCUGUCAACUGCAUGUUUUCAACUUAAGUUUACUUAAAGUUUUGCUGAAAAGAAAUGUACAAAGACAGCCAUUCAAUUGAGGAUUAAUCACUAUGGCAACAGAAAUGUGGUGACUGAAAAGGGGGAGGAUGUAUUCUCCCCUCAGCUUCCUGCCAGCUGUCAUAUUCAACCUCUGCAGCAUUAAUUCAGGCCAAAAUAUAGACUGUGACCAGCUAAGAAACUUUAUCUGUAUUUUUAUAAAUUUGUACAAGAAUUGCACUAUAAAGGAAGACUUAAUCCCCUGAAUUGGAUGACAGACAUUUGGCACUAUUGCCAGUGUUUGACAGAGAAAUAACCAGAUGCUUUGUAGUAAAACCUGGAUUAAUGGUAAACCCCUCUUUAUGUUAUUGCAAUGUGGUGUAAAUGAGAAAACUAAGCAUGCUGUCAGGCUAGGAAAAAACAUGCCCUUUGUAUCUCCAAUGCAGAUUUAAAUACUGUUGAGAAUACUCUAAAUACAAAAGUUGUGUCAUUAAGAACUCUAUCUUAUUUGUAUUACAUUGACAUUUUGUAGAUUAUUUAAACAAAGACUUUCUAUGAGUUGUAGGAACUGUGAUUGCAGUGUGUUUGCACAGCUUUCAGAUUGAACAAGUUCAGAUAGUUGUUUACAAAGAGUAGGCUUUUGGAAGAUAACAUGCCUUUGUCCUUGCUCUUCUAGGAUGGGGAAAUACUCAGCUUUAAAGUAAUUGUUCCCAAAUGAUUGGCCUGUAAUGCUGCUUUAUUGAGUUUACUGGUUCAGUUUGCAAUGGAAUUAACCGUUCCACUAUUCCGCUUUUGUUUGUGUUUUUGUAAUGUAGUGAGUUAAAAUGUGGCGUUCUUUGAAGCUUGUAGUGGAGGUUUCAUUAUGAUGUAUGUGCAUCGCCUUUGGUUUUGCUACUCUUUGACGGAAGGAUGAUGGCUGCAAGUCCUCAGCUUCUGCUGGAAUAAGCAAUUACCUUAAGCUUUGAAUUCUGGGACAGGCUGAGUAUCUCCUCUCAUUCUCAACAGUAAUAACUAUAUUGAUUCAAGGUCAGCUUUUUGGUGAAAGACAGUAGUAUGUCUUUUGAGUUACUUUAGGUAAAGGUUCAAAAACUUAAGAUUGAUCCUAAUGAGAAAUUCUUGCUCUGUUACCUGAUUAUAGAAGAAACAGACUCAAGUAAAUGUGAAAUAGAGAGGAUGCAAUCUGUUCUCAAUUGAUAUAGUAGUCAAUUCUCCAGUACCAAGCGAAAGAUUAGAGUUUAUGGAAUGUCCUUGUCUGAGUUUGUUUAUGCAGUAAAGCUACGUGUGACAUACAUGGGGAAAUGACUAUGUAUUACUCUAACAUUUGUGUAAUUUUAUCAGAUUUAAUUCUACUGGGGUGUUGGUGCUGGCAAAAUAUUUUGGAGGAGUAAUUUAGAUCUGUAAUAAAUCUUAACAGUUUUUAUAACUUGAAAAAUAUUUCUGCUCUUAGUCUGCUGGGAUACAUUCAAAUAUUAGAUACACUUGAAAUCAUACCCAACACAAUUUGUUUUACUCAGAAAGCUUGAUAUAAAUAUAGUUAUCCUAAAGUAUUCUAAAAUGUUAAGGUAGGUUACCUUCAUUUUCUAAGACAGUUAAGGUAUUGACUGUUGACUAUAUAUUACUUGUAAUUCUCAUUCUACAACCUUAUUUUUUUAGAACAGCAGAUGCGUUCAUUCAGUGACUGCUUUUCCAUUAAAAAAGAUAAAUUCAAAGGAAAAAACUAAUGUCCACAUCAAAAAUAGUUUUGAAAUAUUGUAAGAUUCAGGCUCAUUUCAAACUAGAAUCUAUAACUCACUGUAAGUCUCUGAAGUACAGUUUGUUCAGUAGUGUGUUCUUGGCAAGUAGAAAAGUAAUUCUAGUUUAUUUACAAUUCAUGUGAAAGUAGAUACUUUUUUUUUCUAAUUAUGUUUUUUGUCUUCACCGUGUGGACCUCAUUUUUAAAGAAACUGCAUGAAAUUUAUUACAAUUUACUAUUACAAUUUAUCUUCCUUGUCCUACAACAAUAAUUUAGGAAGAAAUUCUUGUGUGACAUGUACAUGCACUAGAUUAGGUUUAAAAUGUGCCUUCCAACUCAAACUGCUCUAUCAGUCUGUGUAGAAGAGAGAAGGAGACAUGACCAAGAAUGGACAGUCAGGUAUCAAACAUUUCUUGGUACUUUGUGUAUGUUCUGACAGCAAAAAAACAUUGGUAAAAUAAAAAUAAUAUGUAGCAAUAGCAUAUGUUCAAGAAAAGCAUAUAGAAGGGUCAUAAUAAUUAAUAUGUAUAAUUGGAAAAAUUGCUAGGGGAAAAAAACCCAAACCAACAAAAACCUCCAAACUAGACCAAAAAACCAUAAGGAAAAACUGCAAAAGGGAAAAAGGAUUAGUUGAAAUAAUUUAGAAUUGUAGUUUGCACAGAUAAAGAUACUGGAAUACAGUAUCAAAUCAUCAAAUUAAUAGCAAUCAUCCAAAACCAACUUCAACUCUCAAUGUAUUGGGAAAGUAAUGUCUUUUCUCCAGUUUUGAGGGAAGGGGGAAAUAUAAAUUAAUAUAAAAUAUAAAUUAAGAUACGGCAUAAUGGUUUAUUAUUUGUUGUAAGAUGCAUUUCAAGAGGUUAGUCAUACUGAAUUUACUGUUUCUUUCUUUUCUGUUUUUUGGGUGACUGCAAGGCAACUAGACAUUUUAGAAGGCUAUUCUUGUUUAUUAUAGAAAUGUAAAUAAUGAAACUGUGCAAUGAUAAAUAUCUUGGAUAUCUAACAGCAGUGCUUUCAUGCAUACCUAAGGAGAAAAGUCUUAUAACACUGGGGGCAAGUCAGAGGAUGACUGGAAGUCAGUAUCUGGCAAAACAGUUACUGUAGGGAUACUUUGGGUAAUGAGGUACUGAAAGAGAGGAAGGUGCUUGAACAUGGUGCAACUAUGGCUGAAGAAUAAUUAUGCAAACAUUUUCAGCUUCAGGCUUCUGAUGGAUGUUCAUUAUCCUCCAAGUCUGGUUUCUUAACAAACUACCACAGACAUCAGACAGCUUAAAAAACAAGUAUCUCUGUUUCUCUUUUUUCUCUACUUAAUCUUACUCCAGCUUCUGCCCACUUAGUCUCCCAUGCCUUUUCAUCUUACUGUAUUUAAAAAAGUGAAGCAUUGUUGUCCAUUGCCUGGCUUGAAGGGACAAAAGAAAAGGAAUUUACUGGUUUAAAGUGUCCAAGCAUCUCAGUCAUAUCGGAUGAUGCAUAUAUGUGGACUAGCAUUCAUUGUUCCAGAGUAUAGAGCUGCCUCUUUAUGUGUGUUACAAGGACAAAUACUGAAGUUUUGUACAGUCAAAGAUAGACCAAAAUUUGACUUGGUAGAUGUAUACUGUUUUUAAAUAACUGCUGUAACUAGGCAUCAGGAGACAGAUUGCCAUACAGGGCUAACAGGUCCAAGAGUUGUAGAUUCAAGGUGAAAACUUGAAGUAGGUAUUACUGCUGCCAUUCUUCCUGAAGAGUGUUACCCUUAAAUGGGUUCUGUGACGCUUAAUGUGCAGAUAGUCUAGCAUUUUUGCUACAUUCUUGAUUGCUACAUUAGGUAAUGUAUAAUUCAAAGGAAUCAAAACUUGUUAUUGGUAUGCAAAACUCAAGAGUUCCCUUACUUUCAAGAGUAAGGGAAUUGCAUAACAAAAGAAGAAGGGAUCAAAACCAUCAUAGACUAAAUGGGACAUGAAAGGGGUCAAUAUAUGCUUUCUUUGGAGUAUUUUUCCAUUGUAGUAAUAAUCCCUGAGUUUUCUGAAUACUUUAGAAACCAUUUUCUGAGCAACUACUUAAUCUUCUUUCCCAUUGCAAUACAUAAAAAAUGUCUUAAGUGUAGUAGAUCAAGGGGGAAUAGGAGAAGAGAACAAGGAUAAGACAGGAAGGACUGACUACAGUUUUGUGGGUUUUUCUGUGGUUCACAAUAGCAGUUCAAAAAAAGUACUUUAUUGUACUUUUAUUAACUUUUUCUUUGCAUUUAGUUGGAUAUUUGUGGAGUGUAACUUUUUCUCAUUUCAUUUUUUCAAUUAAAAAACACUGUCUUGUGCUAAACUGCUUGCAUGGUCUUUAUCUUAUAUGUAUGCCUUUGAAAGUAAAUAAAGUGUGCAUUUCUUUUGAACUUGUGAAGAUUUUCUUGACAAAAUGGAAGUGGAUAAAGUUUAAUAAAGUAGUAAAAAUACUGCAUUCAGUAAUGCAAUCAAAAUUUUUUAUCUUUGAUGUCAGUGUAGUUAUUUUGCUGUACCUCGUUCCCCUCCCCCUCAUGUUUGUGAAAACAGAAAUGUAUAAUGGUGUUACAGAUAAUUCAAUAUAGACAAACAUCAUUUGUCAGAUGACAAAAAAGUGUUGGUUCAAUUUAAGUGAAAUUUCCGCUUUGAUCCAUAGAAAUUUUAUAACAUGCACUGAAAAGGCAUAUUGUGUUUAAUGCAUUUAAAUAUUUAGUAGAGACUUUCCUGAUUGCUGUCAUUUCUGUCUGUCAGUAUUCUUUUAACAUACAGCAUACAGAAAGAGUUCUGUUUCUUUUAUUAUUCCAUCAUACAGAAUGCAAGUAUGACAUAUUGAAUGUCAUACAGAGUGUGACAUUCAAUAGUACAAGCAGAUUAAAUGUGCUAGUGUCUGUAGCAGAACAAGAGUCAGAGGCUUCUAGCUGAAUCAAGUUGUCUUGAUUUCAGUCUUACUUUGUGAGAUUGUCUUAUGCGUGUGAUAAGUGUGAUCAUUCGUGUGAGCAUGACCAGCACUAUACGCGGCAUUUCAUGUAGAAGCGAGGAGUGUAGACACAGUAAUUUGUCAGUGAAAGGGCUUGGGGAACAGAAAAAUACAGAAAGCUGUUGAAAAGAAAUUUUCAUUAUGAGAUCAGUGAUUCAGAGGGCAGAUAUUGAAAGAUAAUUGAAAAGAUACUGUCCAUAAGAUGAAUUAAUUUAGGACGGCCAUGCAGGAAGUCAAAUUCAAAAGAAAGCAAAAUAGUAUACAAUAUUGACAGCACUGGAAUAUUGACUGAAGUUUUCACUUUUUGAUAGUAAUGCUAAUAGAAAGUUAGAAUAUUUUCAUCUCAUUUUUCAAGUCUUACUUAUACAUAGACCCUGUCACACAUUGUGUCAUUCAGAGUAAUAAACAUCAGAUUUGACCUUUAACAAACAUGGAACCAUCUAAAAAAACCAGUGUUUUAGGUUUAUUUUUUUAAAAAGUGUAUUUUUUAAAAAAAUAAGUUCCUGGGGUUAGGAGCUGGGUAUUGGGCUUUCUAAAAUGUUUGCCUGUUCAGCAGAAUCAGUUGUUGUGUUUCAGCCUUACUGAGUAUCCUGUAACCAAUUGCCUUUUCUCUGGGGAACUGGGAAGUUUUUCAGGAGUAACUCACAAUGGCUGCAGACUUUCACUGGAAUUCGCUCCUGCAGUUCUUGCAAUAAUUUUUUUUACAGUAACUAUUUCUGCCAUGAGUUAAAGAAACCCCACCUUUAAACAACUUAUUUAAGUAGAAGAAGACAUGCUCUUUGUAUAUAUUUGGUGGUAUUUUGAUGUUGUUCUUUUGGGUGGUGCAGUGUACCUAAAAUUUUAUGCUUCCAGAACUCAGUAUUGCCUUUUGUGCAUUUAUAUGCAAUUAAUAAUACUUCUAACAUUAAAUGUGGUUCUUUGCAAAGACAAGCAAUUUUAUGACUUUCAGUGUGUUUAAAACAUUUGGCUUUUUUUCCCAAAGAUAUUAAAAAUCUUCUUUGUUUGAACAGAUGUGUAAACCAAAGUAUUACUGCCUUAUAUACUUUGGUCUUGUUUAAUGAGAGGUAGAUUGAUGUACAUUUAUGAGGUUUAACGUAACUUUAAGACAGACAUUUACAUGGUUCGCCUUGUAUUCUAUUCAAGUUAUACUUUCUUGAAUCAAGUUAUAUUUUCUUGAUUUAAAUUAUACAGCCCUAAUUUCCUAACAGAGUGAAAAAUAGUCUGUCGUAUCAUAGUGAGAUCAGAAUACUGUAAGUAUUUUUCAUGAAAAAAAUCCAUAAAAAUAUUUUUUUUUUAAAACCAUGGUUGCUUUCUUCUUUGAAAAUACAUUUUCCAAGUAAAAAAGUUAACAAAUAUGUACAGAAUCAGCAAGAGAACUGUAGAAUAUUUAUCCUAUAGAUAGCAUGUGCUAAUUCAGUCUUAAUUUUAUUACUAGUAUUAUAAUAUUAUUGGGAGAAUAUGGUUUUUAUCUUAAUUGGGAUGGGCUUUCAGUGUUGUUUAGAGUAACAUAAUGGUGAAGUAAAACUUUGGUCUUUGGAGCUGUACAUUUGUCUUAUAGUGAAAAUUUAUGCCUCUAGGUUCUGUAAUGUUAACAUCUCUCUCUGUAUGCUAGUUUGAGGUUACUUACCAAAGUAGUGGACUGAGAACACAUGUGAGAUCCUAAGACUCAAGAACAUUGUGAGCAGCCCAUGAAAAUAAAGGAAAUGGACAUGGAUCAAAUAGAAAAACAUUGGGAAGAAACAGUGUAGAUCUGAAACCAGAUUUUGAACAGCAGAUGACAAGGUGUGAAUGCAAUUUGUGAUUUAAUCUCUAAAGCGGAGUUUGUAGGGAGACUGAGGAUAUUGCUAAGCAGGUAUGUUUUGGCAAAGGGGAAAUUUUGGUGAGAAUUUGUGAGAGUUUAAGAAAAAUAACUCAGGUUUAAAUAGGAUCAUAUUUUUGGCCAAGAUGUCAGAGAAGCAAGAUUUCCCUUCAAUGUCCCUGGAAUUUUGCGGCUGAGCAGGGAGUGUGCAUUUCAGCUCCAAAUCCCAAUCCUAGUGUUCAGUCUAGUAAUGCUACUUACAAGGGACAGAAUUCGGUGCAGUUGGGUGCAUUGUUACAUCAGAGGCACAGCUGUUCUAAUGACUUCAAUGUCUCC